Messenger RNA from Capsella rubella, 1214 nucleotides. RefSeq lists its product as uncharacterized. The record is from RefSeq and is a predicted model, not a curated record. The coding region runs from base 186 to 1148 and encodes 320 amino acids. Lineage: Eukaryota; Viridiplantae; Streptophyta; Magnoliopsida; Brassicales; Brassicaceae. The transcript has 4 exons.
CGUUGGACGUAAAAGUAAACCAACAUUAAUUGUUCUAGAGAACCGGAUCUGUUGAACCGUAACUGAUUAACCAAACCGAUAAAAUCGAUUCGUAACGAGAACCAAAGUUUUUAGCCGCAAAAAAUGGCCUCACGAACGAACACGAUUCCAGAAAACAGUCUCCUCUUUUUCACUUGCCGGAGAAGAUGGAUAUGAUUUGUUGUUUCCGACCGAAUCAGUAUUGUCCCAGAAUUUCUGUUUUGCCUGCUUUCUGCAUAGGCAAUCUUUCCGCCGUCAAUGGUUUCCGUUUGACGACGGAUUUUCGUAUUGGAUAUCCGGCGGCUCCGUUUCGUCGGACUCCAAACUUUUCCUUCGAGAUUCAGGCGAAGAAGAGUAAGAAGAAAACGAGUGUCGUUGAACCUGAACCGAACAAAGUCGAAGAAUUGCUCUUUGAAGAAGAAGAUGAGGAAGAAGGAGAGGAGCUACUUCUUCCCGAAGAGAUACAAGACGAGUUGCUAAUGGAUGGAGAAUUCGACGAAGACGAUGAUGACUUUGAAUUCGAUGAGAGUGAGGAGGAAGAACUCUAUGCUGGAGAUGGAGGUGGCGGGGGAGGCAUUAAACUUGCUGGAACAUUAUGGGAUAAAGAAGCAUUAACAUUAGCUGAGAAAGUGUGCGAGUCUUUUGAUGGUGAUUUAGGCAUUUAUGCGUUCAAGACUUUGCCAAAUUCAACCAUACAAGUGCGAAUCGAGCGGCUCACUAACAAAAGCGGUUCCCCAACAAUGGAAGACAUUGAAGCAUAUUCAACAAUCUACAGAGCAAAAUUAGCUGAAGCUGAACUCGCCAAGUCUAUACCGGACAAUAUCUCUCUAGAGGUUUCAUCUCCUGGUGUCGAAAGGGUGGUACGACUCCCGCAGGAUCUUGAUCGGUAUAAGGAUAGGCCGAUGUAUGUGAGGUACACUAAGGAGGACACUGAGACUGAAGGUGAUGGUAUUUUCAAGCUGGUUUCUUUUGAUGUUGAAAACAAAAGCUGUGUUUGGGGAAUAGCAGACAUUCGAGUAAACCGUGAAAAGGCAGGCAAAGGCAGACCUUUGAACAAGAAGCAAAGAGAAUGGCGACUUGAAACUGCUUUCGAGUCACUACGGUUAGUUCGUUUGCAUUCUGAAUGUUGACAACACAGUAAAAAAGGAAAUCUCCUUUAGUUUUUUAUAUAUAUUAAAAUCUCUAUAGGAACUCUA